This is a messenger RNA of Melitaea cinxia (Glanville fritillary), 2306 nucleotides long. Its product is annotated as basic juvenile hormone-suppressible protein 2-like. Lineage: Eukaryota; Metazoa; Arthropoda; Insecta; Lepidoptera; Nymphalidae. The transcript is spliced from 5 exons. Bases 1 to 2241 code for a protein of 746 amino acids. The record is from RefSeq and is a predicted model, not a curated record.
AUGAAGGCAGCCUUGUGCUUGCUUCUUGGCCUUGCGGCUCUUGCCGCCGGCCAGGAUACUGUGACGACCAUUGGUAACAUGGGUAUCAAGGACCGUCAGAUAUUCAUUUGGAAGCUUCUGAACCAUAUUCUAGAACCAGUUGCAUACAAAGAUAUAAUUGACAUUGGCACUAAUUUCAAAAUUGAAGACAGUAUGGAAUUGUACUCCCGACGAGAUGUAGUCAAAACAUUCCUCAACAACUGGAAAUUUGGCUUUUUACCUCGUGGCGAAAUAUUCACUCUUCACGUUGACCGUCAAUUGAAAGAAGUUGUCACCAUGUUCCAUAUGCUAUACUACGCCAAGGAGUUUGAGACUUUUAUAAAAACCGCAUGCUGGAUGCGUCUCCACCUUAACGAAGGUAUGUUCGUUUAUGCUCUGACUGUAGCUGUCAGACAUCGUGAGGAUUGCAAGGGAAUUGUUCUUCCACCGCCUUAUGAAAUCUACCCUUACUACUUCGUGCGUGCCGACGUCAUCCAAAAAGCUUAUCUGCUUAAAAUGAAGAAGGGUCUAGUCGAUCAAAAAUUGUGCGACUUUUAUGGAAUAAGAAAGACUGAGAAAGAUGUCUACAUUAUUGAUGAAAAUGUAUAUGAUCGUCGCGUCUACUUGAGUGAUGAAGAUAAACUCAGAUACUUUACAGAAGAUAUUGGCCUUAAUACAUACUAUUACUAUUUCCAUGUCGACUACCCAUUCUGGAUGAAAGAUGAUGUUAUAAACAAUAAGGUCGGGUUCAGACGGUGGGAGCUUACGCUUUAUGUAUACCAACAAAUCCUUGCUAGAUACUAUUUGGAACGUUUGUCGAAUGAUCUUGGCGAUAUUACUACUUUCGCUUGGUAUAAACCAGUUAAGAAAGGAUACUGGCCUUGGAUGAUUCUUCAUAACGGUGUUCACUUGCCUCCCAGGCUUAACAACUUUGAAUUCAAAGAUAAGAAGAACACUGAAGUUAUGAAUCUUGCCCAAGAUUACGAGAGGCUUAUUAAUGAAGCUAUAAUUAAAGGUUACGUCGAGAUAAAUGGAAUGAGAUUAGAGCUCACUAAGAGUGAAGACAUAGAAAUGUUAGGAAAACUUAUUUAUGGUACAAUCGACAAAAUUAACAUUACUAAAAAUCAAGUGGAUGCUUACCGCUACCUCCUUAUUUUAAUGAAAGCUGCUGUUGGCCUCAACACUGUACAUUCAGAUAAGUAUUUCGUUAUGCCAAGCGUUCUUGACAACUACCAGACAGCACUUCGUGACCCCGUCUUCUAUCAGCUACAAAAACGUCUAUCUUACUUCUUAACUCUCUUCAAAAAUCGUCUUCCCAGCUACACACGAGAAGACUUCUCAUUCCCAGGAGUUAAGAUUGACAAUGUUGUAGUCGAUAAACUCGUAACAUAUUUUGACGACUAUCUCAUGGAUAUGACAAAUGCGGUAACACUUACUGAUGAUGAACUUAAAAAGACUAGAUCUGACAUGGUCUUCUUCGUUCGCAAACGCCGUCUCAACCAUGAUCCAUUCAAAGUAGUUCUCGACAUUCAGUCUGACAAGGCCGUUGACUGUGUGGUCAGAAUGUUCUUGGGUCCUAAAAUGGACCACUUAGGACGAGUAAUAGAUCUUAACAAGAACCGACACAACUUUGUUGAAAUUGACUCUUUCCUAUACAAGCUUAACACUGGCAAGAACACUAUUGUCAGACAAUCUAUUGACAUGCACAACUACGUUCGUGAUCGCAUCAUGACCCGUGAUUUCUGGAAGAAGAUUGAUACAAUCAACGACAUGAAGGAUCUUUUUACAAAGGAUCUCAGAAACUAUCGUACCGGUUUCCCAAUUAGGUUGCUGUUGCCUAAAGGUAAAGUUGGCGGCAUGAAGAUGUUACUGUACGUCAUUGUUACACCUCUAAAAUUAGUGGAUAAUGUUGAUCCCAAUAUCUUAGAUACAACAAAAAAAGAUAUGGUAUGGAACUUUAGAUCUACUGUUUUACUGGAUAAGAUGCCUCUUGGUUUCCCAUUUGACCGUCAUAUUGAUCUGACUAAAUUCUUCACCGCCAACAUGAAAUUCUUGGAUGUUACAAUCUACCACAAGGUGGAUGUCUGCGACAUGAAGACUCGUUGGAAUAGGUACGUCCUGAGAGACUACAACUUGGAAGACAAGACAUAUGAUGAUCGUAUGUACACAAAUGUAGACAUCAAUAUGAAAGUUGACCAUAACGUAAAUGUUUAUGAUUUGUAAGGACCACGAAAAAUACAAACGGUACAGAGAAAUAUAUUUAUAUAAUAAAUGAUUUAAUCAACUAA